This is a messenger RNA of Radiomyces spectabilis, 537 nucleotides long. RefSeq lists its product as uncharacterized. NCBI's taxonomy places the organism in Eukaryota, Fungi, Mucoromycota, Mucoromycetes, Mucorales, Radiomycetaceae. The annotation marks the transcript as partial. The record is from RefSeq and is a predicted model, not a curated record. The transcript has a single exon.
CUGUCGCUGGGAGAAUCCGAGAGCAGUUGGUGGCAUCAAAACGUUUUUGGGUUCCACUGGGACGACGGCGAGGUGAAUCACCUUUUGGCACGGGCGGGGUUCACAAGGCAUUACCCAUUAUGGCUCUUUCAUCUGCUGUGGAGCAUCUUGGGGGCAUGGCCAUUUACACUGAUAAGUGGAUUUAAUUUACCUGUGUUACGGACGGCGCGCAACCCAGGUUUCUACGAUCCGUGGCCGUACGAUGAUGUCACGCUCGAGAACCCAUCGUACGGUGGUCUGUUUAAAGCCAAGUUGGAUUGGACGUUGGUGAGAUAUUUCAAGGUGGUCCAGAAGUGGACAGGCAACGCCGAUUAUCGCGCGAGUGAUCAUCGGUAUUUGAUGGUCCGAAUCACACCAGAUGAGGUGACUCAAACUGAAGAUUCAAAUUACCACGUCACCUGGGCGGCUCGACGGCGACAAUAUGAAGAAGAAAGCGCAUUGGCGAUGAUUUCAAGAAGGAAAUCGGCCAUCGUUACGGCUCUUAUUAUCGCCGUUAUC